Messenger RNA from Culicoides brevitarsis, 3282 nucleotides. RefSeq lists its product as uncharacterized. Gene Ontology annotation, cellular component: extrinsic component of membrane; cytoplasm. Lineage: Eukaryota; Metazoa; Arthropoda; Insecta; Diptera; Ceratopogonidae. The record is from RefSeq and is a predicted model, not a curated record. The transcript has 12 exons. The coding region runs from base 229 to 3213 and encodes 994 amino acids. Gene Ontology annotation, molecular function: guanyl-nucleotide exchange factor activity. Gene Ontology annotation, biological process: axon guidance.
UAUUUUUUGUUAUAGAAAAAAAACCUCUGUACUCUAUUUAUAUACAUUUUAAUAACGAGCGCGCUGCGUAGAUAUUCUAUCCAGAUAAUGUGAUGGGUUAAUACCAAACUUAAUUAUUUAUUAUAUUUUUUCGAUUGUGUCGUCGAAAACAAACAAAACACGAAUAGAAGUGACAUCAAAACAAAUAAAAAAAAUUUCUAUUGUCGAUCGAAAAGUAAAAUCGUGUCAAUGUCGCUGGAGGAAAGAGAAAACUCAGCUGACGUCGAUGCUGUCGAGGCGUUAAUCGCUGAAAAUGUGGAAAUAAUCGAUGCUAGUCAAGAUGAAAUAACAAAAGUCGCCUCUAACAACAACAACGAAGACACCGUCGAUGACGAAUCAGCUGAAAAGAAGGAAAUGACUGUGACAAAUUUGAAAGUAACGUUCGAGCAUUUAUCGCAAAUCUCGCCGGACGCCAAGGAAAAGCCCAAUUGGUGGAUCCGGCAAAACGAAAAGGGCGAAUAUAUUUUAUACAAAUCGAAGGAAAAACCGUGUGGCAGUAAAUUGUAUCACAAAUUGUCCGAUCCGAAGGAAUUUCUCGCGAAAGCUCAGGCGCAACAAGUUCGUGUCGUGUCGAGUGACGGGAUUGAAGUGCCAAGCGAUAAGAUAACGAACGAAUUGUGCGGCGACGAUAAAGAGACUGACACUACGAGUGACGCACACGAAAUCAGCACGGCAGAGUCUUCCUCCUCUACUGAAGAUGACAGAUCUCUUGAUGACACCAAAGAAAUCCCACCUUCAGAUGAAAGUCCUGAAAUUACUGUCACCGAAGUUGAUGAUGCACAAGAAGUAGACGAAUUAUAUGAAGCUGAUUCCCGCCCAACAAUCAACAAAAAUGAGAUUUUGUCAAUUAUCAAACGUUCAUCGAGUCAAAGUACGUCAAAUGUUGAAGCACUUACAGAAAAAAAUCAACGACAACUUUCCAACGUAGUCCAAGAACUAAUCCAAACGGAAAAAAGUUACGUCGAAGGUCUCGAACGCGGAAUCAGUAUUUAUGUGACGCCUCUCGAUCGGUAUGCGCGAAAUUAUCCCGCGCUCCUGGGCAAAAAGUACCACAUUUUCGGCAACAUCGAGCGUUUGUACGCGUUUCACAAGGAAGAAUUACUGCCAGCGCUUCUUGCAUGCAACGAUGACGUCAUUGCCAUCGCGACACUCUUCUACACCUACAUCACAAAAGACUUUUUUUACGGCUACGUACUUUUCGGACUGAACAAGCCGCGUGCCGAGAAGCUAACGCACGAGUACAAGGAAUUUUUCGAUGGCAUCACGAAAGAAUCGGAAGACAAACUCGGCGUCAAUAGUUUCUUGCUGAAGCCGAUUCAGUUGCUGCCGCGUUACAAAUUGCUGUUUGGCGAAAUUAUUAAAGCACUGGCGAACGAUCUGGAUGGCAUUAAAAACGUCAAAGACAUCAUCAGCGUGUGUUGCAUUGCGGAAAAGCAAAUACAGCGGUUAUUGGAUAACGUUAAUGAGGCACUUAGUCUGAACGACAUUGAAGAGGUUCAUGAGCCAAGACACUCGUUUUUCGAUCUGGCACUUUUCGGGGUGUCACCGAAUUUAGGAAAUCUAAUACCCGUUUUAGAUGAUUUGGAUUUUCGCUUGCAACUGAAAUGCGGAAUUUUUGACUUGCUGGAACAAGGAAAAUUCAAGAAAAUGAAUGAAUUUACGGUGAUAGAUUUCGAUGCGAAUAAUCGAUUUCGGGGCAAAACAUUCCUGUUUGAGCAGACGAUUUUGUGCACGGAGCUGAUCGAGAAGACGUCAAAACUGCAAUAUCGCACGCAUGUCGUCUUGGAUGAUGUGAUGUUCAUUGAUACGGACAACAAAGGAGGAUUUAAGAUUGUGACUGCGAGUAAUCGGGAGAUUGAUUUCAUUUCGAACGGGAAAUAUCCGAUGCUUGUGAUACAGGAAUGGAUUAAGCUGUUGACUUCGAUGACGGCAGGAGAUGAUAUUUUACGUUCCAUCAAAGUACGCAACUGCAACACCUUAUCACGCAACAACAGUAUUUUCUCUGCGAUAUCCUCCAGUGAGAUCAGUCACAAAUCCUUUAGACGUAGCAAAUUGACAUCAAAUACCGUGAGAAUUACAAAGCGCGAGAAAUCGCUUUCAGAUCACCCACCGCGAGUCGAAAGUCUCAUCAGCAGCAAUCGUUCCAGCAGUAAUCGCUCAAGCAGUUCUAGUCAAGACUCAUACGACCUCGGAGGCACAAUAUGGGAUCAUCGAAAAUAUCUGGAAACCUUGCGAAAUAUCGAAAAGCACUACAUCCUGCUACUGAUGAUCCACAAACAAGGCUAUGUCGGGAACAUUCCGAGCUAUAUAAUGGUCAAUGUUCGUGAAUUUAUGAGCGUUUUCAAUGCAAUUUUGGAGUAUCAUACCAGAAAUAUUUAUCCCGUGUUGCAAAUCAAUGGCAUGGAUAUCGUUGUUGUUUGUAAUUUGUUCAAAAAGUGUUUGCAGGAUCCAAUCUUCAACCAUCAAUACCAAAAAUAUGCGAUUCUGGGACCGACAGCUUAUGACACCCUCAACUCCUACUACAUCAAUGCCGGAACCAAGCCGGGAACCCAUAUAGACCUCAUUGAUCAACUUUUGUUGCAAGACAUGAAAAAGUUCAUUGAACUUCCCUUCCAACAACUACGAAAGUACACAAAGCUCUUCCAGAGUUUGAUGAAAGUCAUGGUUGAGACACUUGAGGACCAUACCGAGCAUAUUCCUGUUGAAGUGACACGAAUUGUCGCAAAUACCUUCGUUGAGUUGGAACAUUUUGAGAAACUUGUCACUGAUAAUUACAAAAUUCAUUCGAAAUCUUCCUUUUCGAUUAAUGUCAAGGAAUUGGGCCUAAUUCUCUAUUCAGACACAGUUGUUAUGGAAUAUGACGAUCCGAAUGUUCCGAGACACAAAAUUUUCCUCAUGGAAAGCGCAAUAUUGGCGGUUCGUGUCAAAAAUGAUGCAAAUGAUACCAGUAAUGAAAUUUUUGACGCCUUUAUUUGGUCCUUGCCGUAUGACUUGGUGAUGUUCAGACACAGCGUUAAAGUUCCGGAACGAAUAAAAGUGUUCUCUAAGACGUCCAAGUAUCAGCAGUACUCGAUAAUCUUUCGAUCCAACGACAAAAAACGUCAAUUUCUUGAUAAAUUGGAGGAAAUAUUGGAAGAGAAGCACACAAAUUUUACGAGUUUUAUCGAAAAUUGAUUUCAGAUGACUAAAAAUAUUCAAAUAUUUUUAUUGUUACAGCAUUUCAUAUCAAAUUAAAGAGAAAAA